AUGCUUCAAUAUCUCUAUAAUGCUUUAUCAGUAAUGCAAGACCAAUACUUCUCCCUCUGGCUCGGGAAAUGGACAACAGCAAUAGAUUGGACCGCCGCGGUUGUAGGCACCGAUCUCGCCGCAACAUUAUCCUCAUUGUCGCGCUCGCUUUCCUACACCGUGCUAGGCACUUUCGAUAAGACGCAGAAGCUCGACGUCAAAGCUCAGAUGGUCGAAAGCGAGAUCAACAAGUACUUCGGGCAUCUUAUAACAUACUAUUUCGGACAAGACUACUUCUCGAUUCGGAUGCAGGCCUACGAUGACAUGUUGUGGGUGGUGCUGGGAUGGCUGGAGGCGAUUCAACUUAUCAAGACGCACUCUGAGAGACAUUAUCCAGAUAAUGGGAACGAGAGAGGAGCCUGGCAUGCGCAGCAAUUUAUACCCGCUUUUGCACACCGCGCGCGCGUGUUCUAUGAGCUGGCUGAGGAAGGAUGGGAUUGGGUACUUUGUGGUGGAGGAAUGAUUUGGAAUCCGCUACUUUUACCUUACAAAAACGCUAUCACGAACCAGCUCUACAUUUCCGCAAGCAUCAGCAUGUAUCUCCAUUUCCCAGGGGACGACAACUGCUCGCCAUUUAUGGGCGCCGCGGAAAGACAUCAACCGGGUUGGAACCUCUUCCGCGCAGAAGAACAAGGCUCCACGUUCGCAUGUUCAGAGUCAGAUCGGAAACCCAAGUACGACCCAAUGUAUUUGACCAACGCGAUAAAUGGCUACAACUGGCUCGCAAACAGUGGCAUGCUCAACGCCCAAGGCCUCUACACAGACGGCUUCCACAUCAGCGGGUAUGCACAGAACCACAGCAAGACUGAGUGUGACGAGCGCAAUGAAAUGGUCUACACAUACAACCAAGGCGUCAUCCUCUCUGGCCUGCGCGGCCUCUGGGAAGCAACCGGCAGGAUCUCUUACCUCAACGACGGAUACGAGCUUGUGGGCAAUGUGAUACGCUCUACAGGUUGGACAGAUGUCGACUUUUCAUCCGUAACUUUCACAGAUCACCAAGAUCCAUCCCCUUCCCCAACACACCCGAAUGAGGCUUCGCAAACUACAGAUAGAGGAACUCUCGGCGCCAACGGCGUCCUCACCGAGCUCUGCGAUCCGAUGGGCACAUGCAGCCAAGACAGCCAAACCUUCAAAGGCAUAUUCUUUCAUCAUCUAACCGCUUUCUGCGCGCCGCUUCCCACAUUUCCCGCUCGACGGGGCAAAACUCACUAUGCUAGCCACGAUACAUAUGAUCUGCAUCGGAAAUCCUGUGACGCGUAUGCGCCGUGGGUAAUUCGUAAUGCGCAAUCUGCGCUGGGGACGCGCGACGAGAAUGGGAAGUUCGGGGCAUGGUGGGGCGCCGGAAAUAGAGAACGACAGGAUGAGGUGGAUGAGGUGCUGCCUAGGGAUGCUCUAGAUUAUAGGAAUGAUCCGGAGUUACUUCUAACAGGGAACUUCAGCUCCAUGCUGGAUGAGGGAAUUCAAGAGUUGGUAGAGAAGCGAAGCUGGAUUGAUGGUGGAGAUCCCAACGAAAGGGGCCGAGGCCGGACGGUCGAGACCCAGGGCGGAGGCGUAGCAGUUGUUAGGGCGAUGUGGGAGUUUUUGCGACAGAGUGGUGGGUACGAUGAUGAGCUACAGUAG
Didymosphaeria variabile is the source of this 1659-nucleotide messenger RNA. RefSeq lists its product as uncharacterized. Lineage: Eukaryota; Fungi; Ascomycota; Dothideomycetes; Pleosporales; Didymosphaeriaceae. Gene Ontology annotation, biological process: carbohydrate metabolic process. The transcript has a single exon. Bases 1 to 1659 code for a protein of 552 amino acids. The record is from RefSeq and is a predicted model, not a curated record.